AUGGGUAGCGCACCAGCCGCAAAGUCCAAGGUCGCCGACAUUUCGUUGGCGGCUUUCGGUCGUCUUGAGAUCGAGCUCGCUGAGAUCGAGAUGCCCGGUCUGAUGGCCAUUCGAGAGAAAUACAGCGCUGAUCAGCCUCUUGCCGGUGCCAGAAUCGCUGGUUGCCUUCACAUGACUAUCCAGACUGCCGUCCUCAUCGAGACCUUGACCGCCCUGGGGGCCGAAGUCACCUGGUCCAGCUGCAACAUCUUCUCCACACAGGACCAUGCCGCCGCCGCCAUUGCUGCAAGUGGUGUGCCCGUCUUUGCCUGGAAGGGUGAGACAGAAGAAGAGUACGAAUGGUGCUUGGAACAACAAUUGAAGGCUUUUCCUUCAGGAAAAUCCCUCAAUCUCAUUCUUGAUGAUGGCGGUGAUCUCACCGCUCUCGUCCACAACAAAUACCCGGAGAUGCUCAAGGACUGCUAUGGCGUCUCCGAGGAGACCACCACCGGUGUCCACCAUCUCUACCGAAUGCUCAAGGGCAACAAGCUUUUGGUGCCUGCCAUCAACGUCAACGACAGUGUCACAAAGUCUAAGUUUGACAAUCUUUAUGGCUGCAGAGAAUCCCUCAUCGAUGGUAUCAAGCGUGCUACUGAUGUCAUGAUUGCUGGCAAGAUCGCCGUUGUUGCCGGUUUUGGUGAUGUCGGCAAGGGCUGUGCUCAAGCUCUUCACGGUUUCGGUGCCAACGUGCUCGUCACCGAGGUCGACCCCAUCAAUGCUCUUCAAGCCGCCGUUUCUGGCUACCAGGUGGUCACUAUGGACGAAGCUGCCUCCAAGGGUCAAAUCUUCGUCACCACUACUGGUUGCCGAGACAUCCUUGUCGGUAAACACUUUGAAGCCAUGCGCAACGACGCCAUCGUUUGCAACAUUGGUCAUUUCGAUAUUGAGAUUGAUGUUGCCUGGUUGAAGAAGAACUCCAAGAGCGUUCAGAACAUCAAGCCCCAGGUCGACAGAUACCUCAUGCCCAACGGUCGUCACAUCAUCCUUCUUGCCGAAGGACGCUUGGUCAACUUGGGUUGUGCCACCGGUCACUCAUCCUUCGUCAUGUCAUGCUCCUUCUCCAACCAAGUCCUCGCACAGAUUGCUCUUUACAAGGCUGAGGAUGAGGCCUUUGGCAAGAAAUAUAUUGAGUUCGGAAAGACUGGCAAGAAAGACGUUGGUGUCUACGUUCUUCCCAAGAUCCUCGAUGAACAGGUCGCUCUUCUCCAUCUUGACCACGUCAAUGCCAAGUUGACCAAGCUUACUCCUGUCCAAGCUGAAUAUCUUGGUUUGGACGUUGAGGGCCCUUACAAGUCUGAUAUCUACCGUUAUUAG
This is a messenger RNA of Exophiala bonariae, 1353 nucleotides long. It is a transcript of the gene SAH1, whose product is annotated as S-adenosyl-L-homocysteine hydrolase. Gene Ontology annotation, cellular component: cytosol. Gene Ontology annotation, biological process: L-methionine cycle. Gene Ontology annotation, molecular function: adenosylhomocysteinase activity. Bases 1 to 1353 code for a protein of 450 amino acids. NCBI's taxonomy places the organism in Eukaryota, Fungi, Ascomycota, Eurotiomycetes, Chaetothyriales, Herpotrichiellaceae. The transcript has a single exon. The record is from RefSeq and is a predicted model, not a curated record.